AUGGGGAGCGCUACGAAAACCAAAACGCAGCACAAUAAAUCUAAGGUUUUACCACAUUUACCACCGGAGUUAUGGACGGAGGUAUUGGCGAGGCUACCGGUGAAAAUCCUAUUAAGAUUCAGGGCUGUUUGUAAAACCUGGUGUUCUAUGAUCGAUGAUCCUGAUUUCCUUUUGAUGCAUCGUAGUCUUUUUAAAAAUAAUGUUGACAAGAAUCACUUACUUGUCAUGAGUUCGGGCUUGUGGGGAGACCAGAAAUUCCGAGUUCGUGUAAGAGAUAAUUUGACGAUAACUACACAUAUUCGGCAGAAGAGCAAAUCGUUUAAGAUUCUUGGAAACUGUAAUGGAUUGGUUUUGCUUGAAGAUUAUGAAAAGUGGGAUAAGAGUCAUAAUAAUAAUAGGAUGCGUUUUGUUUCGACGAAGCUAUGGAACCCGUCUACACAAAAAUCUAUUGUUCUUCCCUCUUGUCCGGGCUAUAAAGAUGUUGUUAUUAUUGGAUUUGUCCCUUCUAGUAAUGAACAUAAAGUGGUUGUCUUUGAAUUUCCUUCCAGAAAUUUAUCAAGUUCAACGACGUUUUCGGUUUAUUCAGUUAGUGAUCAUCUUUGGAGGACCAAAACAGUUAUGAUUGAUUUUCCUGUAAUAUCUUUGCAUUGUAUGUUUUGGUUUGUAAAGUACGGACACGUGUGUGAUUAUUACUCUCAUGGAGCUGCACACUGGCUUGUGUCUGAAGGAGAAAGACAGUUCACACAUGUUCUUUCGUUCGACUUUGGUAUGGAAAGUUUCAGGUAUGUGAAAUUGCCGGUUGUUGAAGAUCCCGAAAUGGUAAUGAAUCUGUUUAACCUAGGCGAAUCAUUGGCAGUGUUUGGUAUUUCAAACAAGAGUAGCUGCAUUUGGGUUAUGACGUCGGAAAACAACAACGACAACCCAUGGAGUGUAUGGUUUACAGGAGAUUCUAGUUCAGAUGGCUAUAAAUUAUUCUGUCGGGGAGUGUCAUAUAAGAGGCAUUUCUAUGGAUUAUUCCCCAGAAGACUGCCACAUUCGUUAUAUAAGAAGCUUUUAUUUGAUGAGAAUACAAGUACAUUCAUUGUAAUAUACAACAAGUAUGAUGAACCAAUGUCUUAUAACAUUAUAACUCAUAAAGUAGGACGGGUGAGAAAACAUAGAGCCGGCCUUAGAAUCAAAUUUGUGGAUACUUAUGUGGAGAGCUUGGCUUUGUGCAGAGGACGGGAAGACCAAACUUUGUUACGCUAA
This is a messenger RNA of Spinacia oleracea (spinach), 1248 nucleotides long. RefSeq names its product F-box/kelch-repeat protein At3g23880-like. The record is from RefSeq and is a predicted model, not a curated record. Lineage: Eukaryota; Viridiplantae; Streptophyta; Magnoliopsida; Caryophyllales; Amaranthaceae. Bases 1 to 1248 code for a protein of 415 amino acids. The transcript has a single exon. Gene Ontology annotation, molecular function: protein binding.